This is a messenger RNA of Papaver somniferum (opium poppy), 2884 nucleotides long. Its product is annotated as mitotic spindle checkpoint protein MAD1-like. Gene Ontology annotation, biological process: attachment of mitotic spindle microtubules to kinetochore; mitotic spindle assembly checkpoint signaling. The transcript has 16 exons. The record is from RefSeq and is a predicted model, not a curated record. Gene Ontology annotation, cellular component: mitotic spindle; nuclear envelope; kinetochore. The coding region runs from base 167 to 2320 and encodes 717 amino acids. Lineage: Eukaryota; Viridiplantae; Streptophyta; Magnoliopsida; Ranunculales; Papaveraceae.
GGUUAAUGGAUAAUCUGAUUUUGCUAUUUCAUCAUCACUCAAACCCUUUAAUCAGGGUUCUUUAUUAUAAUCAUCAUCACUCAAACCCUUUAAUUCAUUUCAAAAUCCCGCUCCAGUUUCGACUCUUUGAGUUUGAGCUCAUCCCCAAAUCCGAAAACCCUAAAAGAUGAUUACUAGAACACCGGUCGCUCGGAAACGCAGGGCUGAUGACAUCUCAAAUUCUCCUCUCGUAAUCUAUGAAGAUCCUCCUGAGUUACCUCUAUCUUCUUAUGAACCUUCUUCUUCCUCCCCUUCUGAACAGAUGUUAUGUACUUAUCAAUGUCGUCAAAUGGUGAAAUCUGAGUUUUUAGAUAACCUGGGAAGCGCAGAAAAGCAAGUGCGUGAUUAUAAAACUAAAUUGGAGUCAAUGGAUGAGGUUCUUUCUAAGACUGAAGCGGAGAGAAAGAAAUUCAAAGAUCAGUUCUUUUACGUUGAACAAGAACUUGCUGCUGCUAAAGGGAGAGAAAAGGCAUUGCAAGAGCAGUUGAUGAAAGAAGUUACUGAUUCUCAAGAAAGAAUUAAAAAACAAAUACAAUCCUUCAGUGAACUUGAGGUGAAGCACCAGAAAGAAGUCAGUCUUCGCAAGAAUGCUGAGUCAUCAGCAGCUUCAGCUAAAGAUCAAGCAAGCACGCUCGAGGAAAAACUUAGCCGUGUAUCUGAAAGCGUUGAAAGGGAGAACACUCGCCUUCAAAGGGACCUCACGGAGUUGAAAAAUGAGUCCAAGCUUUCUAUUUCUAGAAUAAGUGCAGAUCUUGAAAAAAUGGCUUGCAAAGCUAACAAUGCCGAAAAGGAAUCAGAGCUACUAAAGACACAGCUGGAGGAUCUCCGGGAGCAGCUAAACGAGUGUAUGCAUCAGAAGGGUGAUUUAGAGAAGAAACUCGUAGAUUUCAGUUUUCAAUCUCAAGUGGGUUCUCCCAGGCAGAGUGAUAUUCUGGUGAAGCAUUUGCAAGAAGAGCUUAGGAACUAUCAAACUGAAGUCCAAGAAGCUAGGAAGUUGAAAUCCUCCCAUGAAAACAGUGAAUUACUGAAAGAGAAAUUAUUGGAAGAAAAAGGUCGUAAGGAUCGGGCAGAAGCAGAGCUACUUAAAUUACAAGAGGUCCUGCUUAAUUCAAAAAAGUUGGAGGAUGAGCUCAUGUGGUGGAAGUCAAUAGCCACCGAUAUUCCUGGUAUCUCGUGUGCGGAAGAUGUACUUAUUAAGUUCGCAGCUUUGCAAAAGGAGGUGAUUGUGAACAUGACAAAGGUUGGUGAAGUAAGUGCCAGUUUGAAGCAGAUGGAGGUAGCUUUGGAAGUGGCUGAACUUGGUAAACAACAAACUGAAUCCGAGGCUGCAUUGGCCAAAGAGAAGGCAGAUCAAGCAAUUUCGGAAGUUAAAAGACUUGAAUCAAUGCUCCAUUCGGUUGGUGAGGAGAGAGAUAGGUUAAGAAGUGACGCUCUUGCGUCAAAGAAGCAGAAGCAUGGGGAGGCAGAGACUGAACCUGCGAAUGGAUCUUUCAUUCAGGAGUUGGAGGCAUCGCUUGCUAUAAAAGAAACAUCUAUUAGAGAGUUGGAGAAAAAAUUGUCUGAACAAAAGGAAGUCAGUACUCGUCACAGUGAUGAAAUAGUGGUGCUCAAUGAGAGGCUACAUAAUGAGGCUAGAAGAAUUAAAUCAUUGGAGCGUGAAGGUGAUCGGCUUCGUUCAGAAAUUUCUCUUUUGGAGUCCAAGUUAGGUCAUGGUGAUUAUUCCGCUUCAAGUACAAAGGUUUUGCGGAUGGUGAACACAUUGGGAGUUGAUAAUGAGGCAAAACAUACAAUAGAAGCAUUGCGUACUGAGUUGGAAAAAGCCAAAGAAAAACUACAAGCUGUUGAAGAACUCAAAGGAAAAUCAGAUACUGGAACUUAUAUAGAUUCUAAUAUAUCAGAAAAGCUUGCGCAACUCAAAGCACAAAUAGCAACCCUGGAAAAACGUGAAGAAAGAUACAAGACCGUCUUUGCAGAAAAAAUCUCAGUUUUUAGAAGAGCAUGCUGCUCGCUUUUCGGCUACAAGAUCUUAAUGGAUGAUCAUCAGCGUCCUAAUGGAAUUCCAGUAACAAGGUUUACCCUUCAAUCCAUUUUUGCUCAGGGGGAAGAUGAGAAGCUUGAUUUUGAAUAUGAAUCUGGCAACACAAGCCUUUUGGAAAAUGAAUACACCUCUGACCAUGAGGUUGCCCAGCAGGUUGGGAUAUUUAUAAAGAAGUAUAAUUCAAUUCCUGCAUUCACAGCUAACUUGACUAUAGAAUCCUUCAACAAGCGGACAUAUUGUUGAAACUGAAACAAGCACUUUAUCGUCUUAAGCUAUGCAGUGUGUUCGGUGCACCAGGGUCCAUGAUAACUAUUUUGCCUUGCUUUCUUCUCUUAUGUGAGAUGAAGCUUCGAGUUCUUAAUUUUCUUCUAUCAUUGUCUGUUCUUUAUGUACAGUAAAGUUGUGUUAGCAACAAAGAAGCUGUGGAAGGAAGGAAUUGUAAAAGAACUUUGGAAUUUCAGUUAUUUUUCCCGAUGCUCCACUGGAAUAAGAGAAAAGAAAUGUGCCGAUGAAAGCAAUGGUUUUUUUUUGGAUUAAUAUGCUUCUAUAGAUCUCAGUUUUUCCAGUGCACGGCACCAUUACUUGUCAAAUUCUGACCGGAAACAAAGAAACUGUGGUCCUAUAACAAACUAUGGGUGACUUAUAGUUCCAUCGGUUUUUGUGACAAAUCAUGCAAAAGAUGAGUUACAAUCUUUUGUGGUUCCUUGAUAUUCUGUUUGUAUAAACCACCAUUUGUGGCUUGAAUUGAAGAUACUUUGACAAGAACAUGAUACAUAUAUAUUUAAAAUGUGUCAGCUUUAUUUUCCA